CCUUUCUCAGCGCCAUGGCCCGUAAGAAGCGCAGUUCGUCUGUCGAAUCUUCGUCAGAGGGUUCGGCUUACACCUAUGACUAUGAGACGGCUGAUGCCGAGUCUGGCUCGGGCUACUCGGGUGGAUACAGGAGCAACAAGACGAUGAUGCAGCUGCUGAAGGAGAACAAGCGUGCCAUCACCAAGUACACGUUCUACAUUCUCUUUCUGGCUGUGCUCGUGGUUGUGGUGAACAACACGCGGGCGUCGUGGCUUACGUACGAGUUCAACGAGCGGCUCCGGGAGCGGUUUGAGCUCCGCGCGUACUCGAUUGACGACGUUGAGGUGACGCUGGAUGAGCAGCGCGAUGCCAAGCAGAUGUACAUCUACAUGCGCGACUAUCUGCUGCCUGGUGUGUACGAGACAACGAAUGGGGCGGCGCCCAACACGUCACCGAAGACUACGACGAAUGAGUUUGGAACGAUCCUCCAGAACUUGCGGCGUGUGGGUGCGCCGCGGAUCCGGCAGCUGCGGAUGAAGAAGGACACGUGUGACAUCAAGAAGCGGUUCCAGUCGUUUGUGGACACGUGUGUCGGCCCGUUUGAGAAGAAGAAGCAGGACAAGGCGCCGUACGGCCCGGGCGGGGUCUUCACGUACUCUGCGGCGGAGGAUGAGAAGGUGCUUUGGAUCGAGCGGCGUGUGUACACUUCGGGUGGGUUCCUUGUGACGCUCGGCCCGGACCUUGCGUCGUCGGUGUCGAACGUGACGUACCUGAUGGAAAACGGAUUUGUUGAUGUGCAGACGCGGUUGAUUGACUUCCGCAUGGCGUGGUACAACCCGUACCUGGACACAGUGUCUGUGGUGACGAUUGCGUGGGAGUUCCUGGCGUCUGGCGGUGCGCGGCCGUUCUCGUCGUUCCACACCGUGGAGUUGAACGGGUUUGGCGCCGACCGGUCUGCUGCGUUUGAGAUCACGUUUGAGAUCUUCCUCUGGAUUAUGACAGCGAUUUUCAUUGCGCUUCAGAUCUACUCGCUCAUUCGGCAGGGCAAGAAGUACUUCCGGUCCGGGUGGAACUGGGUCAACGUUGUUCUUGUCAUCCUCCUCCUCCUCACGAUUGCCUUCCGCGUCGCGACAGUUGCGCUCGUGGAGGACUUUGAGUUUGUGGUCUCGGACUCGCAGUACGUCGACUUUUCCAAGAUUGAGUUUGCGUCGCUCAACGUGCGGCGGUGCCUGGCGAUUCUCAUUGUUAUGAUGUUCUUCCGCAUGUUCGAGUUCCUCGAGACGAACACCAAGCUCAACCAGCUGCUGCGGACGAUGCAGGAGUCCGGGUCGGACCUCGCGCUCUUCCUCAUUGUCAUCCUCAUUGUCAUCUUUGCCUUUGUCUUUUCGGCGCAGCUGCUGUUUGCCGAGUCUGUUGAAGGCUUUGCGCGGUUCUCGUUCACCCUCUCGCGGCUCUUCCGCUUUGCGCUGGGCGACUUUGACUACUCGGAGCUGACCCGCGCCGACUUUUCGCUCGGCCCGCUCUUCUUCUACGCCUUUAUCAUCAUUGUCUACCUCGUGCUCAUCAACCUCGGCCUGGCCAUCAUCCUCUCGGCGCACGAGAAGGUCAUGUCGUCGGUGGAGGAGCAGCGCUGGGCUGGCGCAGACCCAGGCCCGCUCACCGAGGCAUGGAUCAUUGUCAAGAACAAGUUCCGCAGCGUUGCCGGCCUCAAGCCGGUCCGUGUUGUCUCGGCCCGGCAGAAGGCCUUCUCCGAGGCCGAUGCCAACCAGGACGGCCUGCUCUCGGCCAAGGAGCUCAACAACUUUAUCAAGAAGCACCCCGAUCGUGCGCCCGACCUCCUUGGCAUCGACAACGCCAAGCAGCUCAUGGAGCGCUACGAUCCCCGGAACCCCGUUGCGUUCAACCGCGAGGAGGCCCGCGCCUUCUUCUCGGUCCUCGACGAGCGGCGCCAGCUUCUGGUCCUGCACGAGAAGAUCGUGCACCUUGCCGAUGCGCUCGGCGUGGACCAGCCGGACGAUGUUGUCGUUUCGACGUCGUCGUCCUAAGUCGAGAGCACUGUGUGCCCCCGCCCGACGCUUCGCCUCUCUCGCUUGUCCAAUCUCUCCGUCACAUCUCCCGCUCUCCGUCGAGCACGUGCUGUAUUCGGCCCGUGUGUUGAGUUGGGAGAGGCGAAGUUGUUGCGUGUGUAAAGUGCUCCAUGUAGA
This is a messenger RNA of Thecamonas trahens ATCC 50062, 2183 nucleotides long. RefSeq lists its product as uncharacterized. The transcript has 2 exons. Gene Ontology annotation, cellular component: membrane. NCBI's taxonomy places the organism in Eukaryota, Apusomonadida, Apusomonadidae. The record is from RefSeq and is a predicted model, not a curated record. Bases 15 to 2024 code for a protein of 669 amino acids. Gene Ontology annotation, molecular function: calcium ion binding.